AUGAUUGAAGAUAACAAAGAUCCCGAGAUGAAGCGAACCGAUGCUGCGCGAGAAUCACUUGCGUCCGAUAGUGAACUACGAAAACGAAAUAUGAAAACGAAACGUGAACCGGGCCAUCGUAUUUUCGUCAAUCGAAGUUUGCAAUUAGAUCGAAUUCGGUUCUACGGUUUCGAUAUGGAUUAUACAUUAGCUUUGUAUAAAUCUCCUGAAUUUGAAGAGCUUACGUUUCAGUUGGUAACCGAAGAAGUCAUCGGACUGGGCUAUCCAGAAGAAAUCCGACAAUUUAUUUACGACCGCACAUUUCCGCUCCGUGGCCUCUGGUAUGAUAAAUUAUACGGAAACUUUCUGAAAGUCGAUGCGUACGGAAACAUUCUUACUGUGGUUCACGGCUUUCGAUUUCUUACGGGCCACGAAGUUCGUGAAAUCUAUCCAAACAAAUACAUCGUUUGUGAUGAUCGUGUGUAUGUACAUUACACACUUUUCAAUUUGCCAGAAAUCUAUCUCAUGGCUUGUUUAAUCGAUUACUUCUCCACCAUGGCUACUUAUGUUGAAGAUCGAACAGCUGUUGAAUUUGGUGGAAAUAUUCUCUCAUUUCGUGCGAUAUUCAAUGAUGUUCGAAAUUCAGUUGAACGUGUUCAUGGCAAAGGCAAACUCAAAGAAAUGGUUACUCAAGAUAUUGAAAGAUACGUUCAUAAAGAUACACAACUACCCGUCCUUUUGGAUCGUAUUCGCUCUCACAAUGCAAAAACAUUCUUAUUAACAAAUAGUGAAUACUGGUAUACAGAAAAGCUAAUGACCUAUCUGUUGAAUAGCGUUCAAAAUAACGUUGAGCGCGAUUGGAAGUCUUACUUUGAUUUUAUCAUUGUUGAUGCUCAAAAACCGUUGUUUUUUGCCGAAGGCACAACACUAAGAAUCAUCGAUCCUCAAACAGGUAGCAUGAAGUUGGGCUCUUAUUCAGGCCAAUUACAACAAAACGAAGUCUACAGUGGCGGGUCUUGUGAAGUCGUUUCGAAAUUAAUCGGUUCGAUGGGCAAAGAUGUUUUAUAUGUCGGUGAUCAUAUAUUUGGUGAUAUCAUUAAAUCGAAAAAGCAGAAAGCCUGGCGAACGAUGCUUGUUGUGCCUGAGUUAAACCAUGAGCUGAAAGUUUUCCAUGAAAAACGUGAAAUAUUUAAUACAUUGGAAUCAUUGGAUACAUCGAUUAGUGAAUUACUGCGAUCAUUCGAUAUGACUGCGAAUCAUGGGCCGGAUGCAGUAAACAGAAUUAAACAAAAGAUACAGCAAUGUACUCAUGAAUUGGAUAUGAACUUUGGUCUUUUGGGUUCUCUUUUUCGAACAGGCUCUCGACAAACGCAUUUUGCAUCACAAGUAACACGAUUUGCUGAUAUUUAUGCGUCAACAGCAGUCAAUCUCGUCUAUUAUCCAUUCUUUUAUUUCUUUCGUGCUGUGCCUCAACUCAUGCCUCAUGAAUCAACUGUCGAUCCCGAAGAGCCAAUGCGUUUUCAAUCGUGGGGUGACGAUUCAUCGCAGCACAAUGCACCUGAUCGUCGUCGUUCAACAUUCGAUCAGAAUGUUACACCUAUGCCUCGCUUCAAUCAUUCAUUAUCCAUGCAAGUGUCCCCCGACUUACCUCUUUACGUUACACAUGACCACGAUGCUGAUGAAGAUCCUGAUGACAAUAAAGCAGACUGGAAUGAUCAGGACUUGGUGUUCGAUCUUCGCUCGAAAAUCACAUAUACUCCACCAAAGAAAUAA
Molecule: messenger RNA, 1752 nt
Organism: Adineta ricciae
Lineage: Eukaryota; Metazoa; Rotifera; Eurotatoria; Adinetida; Adinetidae
Source: the annotation of a GenBank genome assembly